UGUUACAUGCGGCUGGUGGCUGGACGACCCAAUCAACGACUUCUGCUACCUGAUGAUCCGCCAGCCCACCAAGACUUGGAAGGAGGCGCAAGCCAACUGCCAACGCCUCCACGGGAACCUGCUCAGCAUCACCGACCGCGAUGAGCAGGUCUUUGUGCAUGGUUACGUCAGGUCUCUGCCCUCUCUGUGGUUGGGCGCCGAUGUCUCCACCACGGAAGAUGACGCCCAAUGGACUGACGGAUCCCCGUUCACUUACAGCCACUCGAGUGCAGGUGACCCCGAAGAGGGGAAGUGUCUUUCCUUAUUCACUGACAGUGGCGCCUGGAAGCACGACACGUGCGACAAGAAGAGAAGCUACGUCUGCAAGAAGAUGAAAAAAGGAGUGGCAGAACCUUCGCUGUCUUCUGACGCCAGCAAGUGUGCUCCCGGGUGGCUCGAGCACAGCACCAACUGCUACAAGAAGGUGGAGGAGCCCAACGGUUGGCUGGGGGCCUGGCACCGCUGCGUCUGGGAGGGCGGCGACCUUCUCUCCAUCACCACCUCGGGCGAGGAGGACUUUGUGAAGGACACCAUGGGCAAGGACACCCGCUUCUGGCUGGGACUCUCCAACCUGAAAUGCGACGACGUCUGGUGUCGCUUUGAAGGCGGGAGCCAGAAGCUGACCUGGUCCGAUGGCGAGAGAACGGCACACACCAACUGGACCUCAAAUCAACUCGAAAGCGCCGACGUCGCGUCCUGCGCCUACGUCAACCAAGGGGGAAGGGGUCAGCCCGGCAAGUGGAGGUCUGGCUCCUGUGAUUCCUCGUUGGCCUACAUGUGCAAACGGCCGCUGAGUAAGCCUCCACGUCUGCGGUCACGUUGCCGUUGA
Molecule: messenger RNA, 868 nt
Organism: Syngnathus acus (greater pipefish)
Lineage: Eukaryota; Metazoa; Chordata; Actinopteri; Syngnathiformes; Syngnathidae
Product: macrophage mannose receptor 1-like
Exons: 7
Coding region: 53-868 (271 amino acids)
Molecular function (GO): signaling receptor activity
Source: RefSeq, a predicted model, not a curated record